Poecilia reticulata (guppy) is the source of this 3801-nucleotide messenger RNA. RefSeq names its product transmembrane protein 150A. Gene Ontology annotation, cellular component: plasma membrane. The record is from RefSeq and is a predicted model, not a curated record. NCBI's taxonomy places the organism in Eukaryota, Metazoa, Chordata, Actinopteri, Cyprinodontiformes, Poeciliidae. Gene Ontology annotation, biological process: protein localization to plasma membrane.
AAAGUUGUUCUUUACUUUCUUCCAUCAUUGAUUUACAGGAAAAGUUGAGCAAGUUCAUGUGCCAAACUUUUAUACAUUUGUAACAAUGAAAAGCUUUCCACAUGACGAAGCCUACAGAGAGUCUUUGAAACGAUACAAACAAUGUGGUUGAAGACAGAGGGCCAAGCCCGUGUUUCCCAACGCUCUUCUCUCAGAAUAAGGUGGUGCUUCAGAGGAGUGGCAGAGACAAACAGAAGGAGGCUCAUAUAAAGCAGCACUGCACUCUUGAUUGUGGAGGACUUACUUUAACAACACCGGAGUUACUGCUUAUUAAAACUAAGGAGCAUUACAUUUAUUUACCACUGAGGCUUUCAGGGGUUUUGUGAUACUUUUUUUUUACCUGGGGAUUUAAUGCUCUCUCUCCAUGAGGAAUCCACAAACCUCUAAAGAGGUCUGACACCGAGUGUGUUGAAGACAUCAAGAAUCCUUGUUUUUAAUUUCAUUCUUCUUCCUGAACCCCGAGACAUGGUGCUCUGGAUCAUCCUUCCCAUCUCUCUAACACUGGUGUCCUUCAUUGGAACAUGGAGCGUAUAUGGCAUGGCCCACUCCAACAAUCAUGUGUGUUCGCUCAGUGAUUGGAGCGGUAAAAAUUUCUGUCGAGGGAACGAGACCGAAGGAUGUUGCUUUGUUCCUACAAUAAGCGGAAGUGGCACCUUUGGUCCAGAAAGCUCGCUGUUUACAGCAACAAUGAACGCGGGAACCUUUCUCUUUGUGCUGUUCACCGUAUUCCAUCAUGCCCACAUAAUGGAGAGGCACAUGUGCCACUCCAUGCUGAGCAAAUUGGCGUUAGCCUUUGGAUUGGUGGCAGCCGCCGGGGCCUUUGCUGCUGGAAACUGCAACCCGGAUGCUGUAACUCUCCUGCACUACCUCGGAGCUGCUGUCAGCUUCACGUGUGCCUGCUUCUACACCAUCCUGCUCUGUGCCCUGACGGGGAAGUGUGUCCUGACCGGGUUCGAAAGGUUCCUCUUCCCUCUGCGCGUCUUCUUCGCAGUGGUUCAGUUCACUGUGACUGUCUGCUAUACCAUUUUUUUCGUCCAGGAAGAGUACGUCUACAACCUCCUGUCUGCAGUUUUCGAGUGGACCCUCAGUGUCAACCUGCAGAUGUUUGAGCUCACCUACGCAGUGGAGUUUUUCUUCUUCUCAUCCUUCAUGGUUUCAAACCUGCUGAGCAAACGCGAGGAGGAAAAGCCCUUGAUAUUGCCCAUGUCAUGAUAUAAGGCGGCCAGGUUCCAGCAGGAAAGCACAAACAGCAGUGAAGGACUGCGUAGGACAUCAGUGACCACAGUGGCUGGACCCUGGCUGAAGGUUCAAUAGCGUUUUCUGUUAUUUCAUUGCUUCAGUCUUUGAUGGCUUGGAUUGCGUUUACUUUUGUUUCAUUAUCUCAACUGUUACUUGAAAAAAAGUUUCCUUAAAUUGGGCAUUUCUGUAUCUUAGGUAAUAUAUUUAUUAAAACUCUUCCACUUUAACAGCAACAGAACAAACCACAUACGUAUAGUGCCUUUCAAAAUCAUUCACUCUCUAGAACUUUCUCUCAUUUUUUUGUCAUAUUAACCACAAACUUUAUUUUGUGUGUGUGUGGGGGGGAUUUUAUAUGAUAUGCCAACACUAAGUACAUCUGAAACGUGCAGCGUGGAAAUGUAUUCAGAAGCACCGAGCCGGCACUUUGUAGAACAAUCCUUCACUGCAUUUACAGCCGCAACAUUUUUGGUGGUACGUCUCUACGAGGUUUCCACGUUUACAAAUUACAAUUUCUACCCUUUCUUCGGUGCGAUAUUGCUCGAAGAAUAUCGCUCAGUCAGAUUGAAUUGAUAAGAAAAUUAAAAAUCUUGCCACAGAUUGUUCUUUGAAUGCAAGUCUUGAUUUGGACUGGACCGUUCCAAGUCUUGUUUUGAAGACUGGUUUGUCUGGUUUGUGGAAUGGUUUGAUCAUUCCACUGUAGCCAGAGCUACAGUGGAAUGAUCAAACCAUUCCACUGUAACUGUGUCUCCUUGCCCGACUCGCCAAUUUAGAAGGACUGGCAUAUUUUUGUGCAAUAUCUGUUCCAUUUUCGAACAUGAGAGUCAUCACUUUUCUCCCUGAUCUGUCUGCUGUGUUUGCUUGGUCUUCACUAAUGCUCUCUAACGAACCUUGAAGGCUUUCACAGAGCAGGUUUUAGUUAUACUGAGAAUGACUUUCACACAGAUGGACUCCAUUUACUAAUUGGGAGACUUUCAGCGGUAAUUGCUUGCUCUGGAUUUUAUGUAGGGAAUAAAAGCGAGAAUGCCUGAACACAAAUGUCACACUUUGCCACAAAUUUCAAAACCUUGUGUCAAUUUCCUUCCACUUCUCAAUUAUGUAGAACUUUCUGUUGGUCUAUCACAUAAAACCCUAAUAAAACGCGUUAAAACUUGUGGUUGUACCGUAGCAAAAUGUGAGCAGGGAUGUGAAUAAUUUUUCACAGCUGUGUAAACUGUACUUACCAGAAAUUAUUUACCCAAGUCAUCUGGCUUUGAUGAAACAGUUUUAGCAUGUGUGUUUUUUAGUGCAAUAACCUUUAGAAUGUGGACAGAGUGUACCAACAAACACAUUUUCUCUUGUAGCUCAGUACAAACCUGACGUUUAGGCACUUUAAUAGCAUUAAGAAGUUAUUACGUGUCAUGCUGAUAGACAGGAUAGACUGUGAUGCUCUUGGAGUCUGUCCUGCUCUUGGAUCGAAGGGCGGAGUUCCUGUAACUACCAAAGAUCCUGUUUGACUAGACAAUCAAAACUGAGUGACGUUUUUGAACAAAGACUUAUACGAUUCUUUCUCACUGAAAACACACAGACGUCAUCACCUCCUUUACAGAAGGUGUUGUCUGUGUCCUUUCCAUUACAUUACCUGAUUGUAUCGCAUCAGGUGUUCCAAGACCGACGUUGCUAGUUUACUAGUUUAAGUGUUUAAGUUAAGUGUUGUGGCCAUGCUGGAAAAACAUAAAACCAGGAAUCAUCUUGGAAAUGCUAAAUUAUCAUUCCCAUAUACUUUUUUUUUUUACAAAUAAAAUUAGAUUAAGAUCUCUGAAGGUGUUUUAUUGUGUUUGAAUUCCUAAACGCCUGGGCGAUCUUGUCAUUUGCCCCAAACCAAGAACAAUUUAAAAUUCUCCUCACCUGUAGUUUGCUUAGCUUUAACCCAUAAUAACCAGGUCCUCAGCUAUUCUUCGUUUAUUCUUUUUCAACAUUAGUGUCCUGUCUUGCUGAAAACGUCAGGUAAUUAAGUAAUUUGAGCUUGUAGGAAGCGUCAAAAUUCAAUAAUAGUUGUCUUUACACAAAGCUGUGAUGAUUAGAUCAAUAUUUUGCCUGACAAACCUCUGAAGGCUGCAUUUAUUUCUGUUGCUGGUGUACCUUUUCAUACCAGUUUUUUGUUCUAGACAACUUUUUAUAGAUAUGCAAGGAUGCAGCACUAUGAACAACCAGCUCCUUUAGCAAGGCCCUUUUGUUUAAUGUCCUUGUGGAGUGUGUGUGUGUCUUCUGGACACCUGUAAGCCGUCUUUCCCAUGACUGUGUUGGCCAUAAAGUGGACAUUACAUAGCAUACAUACAUUAAAAAUGUGCUUUUUUUAAGAUGGAUUUUGGUACCAUUGAAUUUUAUUCAACAGUACCUGGACAAGAGUCCCGCUAACAGAAGACAUGCAGCAAAUGACCUGAAUCAUACCCAGGAGAGCAGCAUUGACAGCUGUUGCCUCAGCAUAUGGUGCACCUAAAAUUGUUUUUUUGAAUUGCUGUAAUAUUAAAAUUUUCUGAGAUGAAA